Molecule: messenger RNA, 4637 nt
Organism: Triplophysa dalaica
Lineage: Eukaryota; Metazoa; Chordata; Actinopteri; Cypriniformes; Nemacheilidae
Gene: npas4a
Product: neuronal PAS domain protein 4a
Exons: 8
Coding region: 284-3079 (931 amino acids)
Biological process (GO): regulation of transcription by RNA polymerase II
Molecular function (GO): protein dimerization activity; RNA polymerase II transcription regulatory region sequence-specific DNA binding; DNA-binding transcription factor activity, RNA polymerase II-specific
Source: RefSeq, a predicted model, not a curated record
CCGAAUCUGGGUGAGAGACUGCAGCCGACUGACUCAAACUCCGACCCGGAGGAAAAAUCUAUCCAGCCUCCGGUCCGCAACCUGAGCCAGGAGCUGUGGCGGAACCGCGUGAUAAAACCCGGGAGAGGCUGGCGAAAGGAGAAGAGAAGUCAUACUCUGGACAUGUGUUGAGAUGACACACUCGUACCUUACGACCUUAAAAGAGACCUGCCAACUCUUUUCUUGAAGCGCAGUUAAAACUUUCAGCCGAGACAACAGGAGUUUCCCCAUCACUAAAAACGCAAUGUAUCGGUCCACUAAAGGAGCGUCGAAAGCUCGGAGGGACCAAAUAAACGCAGAGAUUAGGAACCUAAAGGACUUGUUGCCCAUCUCCGAUGCGGACAAAUCUCGACUCUCCUAUCUUCACAUCAUGUCGCUAGCCUCCAUGUACACGAGAAAGGCGGUCUUCUUCAGUCAAGAAACAGCUUCCUCAAGCACUGCAGAAGAAACAGCUGGAUUUCUUCAAUUUCAUGAGCUAAAUGAGUUGGUACAAUUGAUGCCAGGUUUUCUGCUGCUGUUGACCGGAGAAGGAAAGCUACUGUAUCUGUCAGAUAGCGUUUCUGAGCACCUAGGACACUCAAUGGUAGAUCUGGUUGCUCAAGGGGACAGCGUGUAUGACAUAAUCGACCCCACAGAUCACUUUAUUAUGAGGAGUAACCUGGUACCGCCAACUUUACCUGACACAGAUCGUUUGUUCCGCUGCAGAUUCAACACCUCCAAAUCAGUGCGUAGGCAAAGCGCAGGCAAUAAACUUGUUCUAAUCCGAGCCCACUGCCUGACACAAACUCCCAGUCAAUCUUCCCCGUCAACCUACUGGACUUCCAACCCAGUGUGGGUGUGUUAUUGUUCCCCUCUGGAGCCUCUAGCAUCUCGAACCGGAACUUCCUCUGAACCUGAACCACCCUCUGUGUCAGCAGAAGAGAGCAACUUCUUCCUGCCAUGUUUCCGUUCUCAGCAUAGCCAUGACAUGAGACUUCAGGAGGCUCAAGACAGCGUAAACGUUUAUUUGGGUAUGAAUGUGGAGACUCUUCGGGCCCAAUCCUGGUAUAGCUUCCUACAUCCCCAAGAUCUUUCACAUGCCUCUGCUCAGCACUGCAGUCUGUUGAGAGAGGGAGGAGAAGGCAGAGCUGAGAUGGUGGUUCGCAUAGAGAAUGCUGAACAUUCGUGGGUCUGGCUUUACAUGGUCCUGCAGUUGGAAACUGGGGAAAAUCCUAUAGUCAGUAACAAUUAUAUCAUCAGUGAGUCAGAGGCCUGGUCAGUCAGGCAGCAGCUGAGCUCUGAACAGACCCAGCUCUCUUUGGUGCUGGGCUCGAGCACUUCCCAACAGGAGAGCCUAAGUUUACAAAGCCCAGAAACACUCUCCAGCCCAGACCAAGUGUUUACACCUGGAAGCAGUGGCCUCUCUGGUCAGUCAUUUGACUUCAGCACGGCUGCCUUAAGUGCGGGUUCGACAGAAGAGCAAGGUGGAAGCUCAACACUGGAUGCCACACAAAUGGAAUGCGGCCCACGCUCCAGCCUCUCCUCUCUGGAGGAGGAGAGCUUCUUCCAGCAUGAGCCUAGUGAACCUGUGGCUAGUCUUUCUUCGGCAUCAUCUCCCAUUCCAGUCACAGUUGCAACAGUGUCUGAUUUGGACUUCCUCACUCAGAACAUUUUGCUGCCACCAGCAUUCCAGAUAGAUCCCCCCCUACCGGCCUUGCCACUCCCUCUUCCACCUGUAACGACCUCCCAGGCCCAACAGACUAAGGAGUUUGUGUGCACGCCCCCCUACACACCUCAGCUAGGUGGAAGCAAUUUUCCCUUUGGGGAACCUCAUUUCAGCUUUGAUCCUACUGGGGCCACCUCACCACCUCCUCUUCCUCAAACAGCAACAGUAACAACCACUGUGGCUCCAUCUCUUUCUCCAUCUGCUCCAACAAAGCCACAAGGCAGCCCACCUCCUAAAACAACGACACUCUCUACUCUUCUGCCACUCACCAUAACAUCUCCAACCACAGAUAUUCUCUUCCCAGUUGAGCCUUGCAGUGGCUCUCUCUAUGAGAAACUCCCUCCAACUCCUGACAGUCCGGGUGAUGGGGACUGCACGGUCAUGACAUUGCCGGAGGUCCGUGGUCCACUGUAUGUUGAUGUACCCCAUGGACCCCUCCCAUACCCACCAGAGGGUCUACUCACACCUGAAGCCUCACCUGGAAAACAGCCCAGCCUAUCUUUCUUCUCCUCCCUGCUUGAGAGAGAAAAAGAAAGAACAGAGAUCUCACUUUUAGCCCAGCACAUUAGCACACUAGCAGAGGGCUUCUACCUAGAUCCACUCCUCUCCAAGCUGGUUCCUUCAACCAUCUCUCCUCACCCUCAAUCUCCAUCCCUGGAUUCGGGUUUUGAGUCAAUCCCACUGUUGGGUGAAAUCUAUCAACUCAAGUCAUGGAAAGGCUUGGAUGUGCCCAUCUUCUCUGAUGACGAGUAUCUGUUUGAAGAGAGUGUCUUGGAGAGCCUUCUGCAGGACCUCGCGUCUUCCCCUCCUCUCUCACCCACACCCUCUUCCUCCUUUCCAUCCAGUCCUCCGUCCUCCCCCUCCACUCCUGAGUGCUGGUGCCCACCCCUGCACUUUGACGGGAUCACUGCUGUGAGUGGCGGUCACUUCUGUAGCGUCCAAUCGGCGCACUGUAACAAUGUGGCCGGGCGAAGGGCUACGAUGUCGCCAGUCAAUACAGGCAGUAUGACGGAUGGGAAGGCGGCAGGCGAAGUUGCCAUGGAGACAGAGGUAGCAUUAUCACCUCUGUUCACAGAAAUACCAACGUCUCCACCACUGCAGCUGAUUGCCUCCCCCCUUUCGGCGACUGUGUCCUUGCCUGACAGUCCCGCGUCGCCCGGCGUGCCCUGCGCCCAGUCCCUCCUCGAGGAGCUGGCCGCCCUGGAACCCAUGUUUGGGGCAGGUGCCUCGAUCGCCCCUGGCUUGGGGCAACAACCUGAGUUGUAUCAACUCCAAAGUCAUGCGCCUCAACAGUGCUUCCACAAAGAUGGGAGUGGAAGUGAUCCUCCGUUCUAAAAUAAGUCUGUGACUUACUUCAUUAAGUAUGGCAUAUUGUCAUAUUUCAUGGAGAUACUUUUGCUGAAAAGUGAAUAUUAUUUAACUGUAUAAUAUAUACAUAAUGUAUAUAAUGCCUAAAUAGACUUGAACUUCCUCAAAUUCAUUGAGAGAAAAUUGUCACGUUCACAACUUUUCAUCAAAUUAUCCAUUAUCAUUUAUGUUUAUACUAGCAAUGCAAUAUAUUAGUCUUGAAAAGAAGGACUAAAAGUUCAAUCUACGUCUUUCUGCUAUAAUGUAACAAGAGCUUAUAUAAGUGAGAGUUACAGCUCUGACUUUGUAAGUGCAAACCGACUUACAGACUUGCAUUUGUAUUCACUUGUAGUGAAAAGAGAUUCUUUAAUAUUUCAGAAACAACAGAGCUUAUGGCUCAGUGCUUGCCAUCCAGCAUCACAAAUACAAAGCCCAAUGUGUGAAAAGUAUUCACGUAAUGGAUCAAAGAUAUGAUCAGAUUUCUAAAUAAGUAUUAACAUCAGCAUGCUUCCCACAGCAGAUUAAUUUUCCUCAUACUAACUGUAAUUGGAAUGUCAAUGUCAACAACAAUAUAAAUUAGAAAAAUCUAACUACAUUGGGCUUUGUGUUUGUGAAUGCAACUGUAGGACAUUUCAUUUCAAAUGUGUAUUAAUGUGAUGUACAAAUGUUUCUUUAAAUUGUGAACAAAUUCGAAAACAAGUCUUGUUUUCACACUGUUCUUCUACUGGCCGGUGGACACAAGCUGCAGAAGAAGCCGCCAGCAAGAGGGACAAAAUAUUGUGCAUGGCUUUGCAUGCACGGACAUUACUGGACAGACCUAUUUCUAUCUACUACAGAGACAACGUAACAAAUCCUUCAACCGGCUACAUCAGUGAGCCCGGCUAGAAGCAAUUGCACUGGACUUUUGCAGCAUCAAUAUUUGUAAUGCUCGCAAACUGCAGAAGCUCUUGUGUGCCUGGCACAUCAAGAGAAUGCAGAACUAAGUGAAACGGCACCUUAAUUUAGUGAAUACCACGGUGACAUCGUAACUUUGCUGUCUGCGGUGCGGAGUGGUGACAAUGUGUGAAUGAAGGCUUCUUCUUUUUUGAGAGGGAUUGAAAACGAAGCAAUGUUUUGUUUUAAAAAAUGAGCUGGAAAAUGGGGAUGGGGUUCUGUUUCUAUUUAGUUACCAAUCGACACGGGUUGAGAAUGGUUCUAUUCCCAUGGUGUCGACACGCUAACGUAGAGUCGUCUACGGUCAAGUAAAGGAUUGAUUCCUAUGUUCUAGCUAUUUACAUGCUAUGUUUAAAAUGUUUUAUUGUAUGUGUGCUGUUUUACAGAAUGGGUGCUUGGUGCACGUGCCUCUAGCUAGGCAUGUUGCGGAACGGUUAAAGAUUGUAAUAAUUUGUACAUUUGUACAAACGACAGUCUGUACAUAUCAGAGACAUUUCUGUAGUAUAUGAAAACAUAUGCUAUUUAUGAACAAUGGACAUUGUGGAUCAGUGUUCUUAUGUGUCGCUGAUAAAUGUAUUUGGUUGGAAUUUAUAUUAAAGUGCACUUAAAAGUA